AUGAGGAAAUAUGGUGUUCACCAUCGUUUAUCCACUCCUUACCACCCCCAGGAAAAUGGUCAGGCAAAAAUCUCGAACAGAGAAAUCAGAGCAAUUUUGGAGAAGACAAUGAAUCCAUCGAAGAAGGAUUGGAGUAAAAGACUUGACGAUGCUUUAUGGGCAUACCGAACUGUGUUCAAAACUCCCAUUGGAAUGUUGCCUUACAGGCUCGUAUUAAGCAAAAUGUGCCACCUCCCUGUCGAGGUUGAGCACAAAGCUUAUUGGGCAAUCAAAGAGAUAAACAUGAAGCCCCAGGCCUGUGAGGAGGAGAGAACGCUUCAACUGCAAGAGCUGGAGAAAUUAAGGCUUGAGUCGUAUGAUGCCGCUAUGUGGUACAAGGACAAAACAAUAUUGUGGCACGACAACAACCUUCGGGUCAAGGAACUGCUAGUUGGUCAGAAUGUGCUCCUAUUCCAAUCAAGGCUUAAACUGAUGCCUCGGAAACUAAAAUCCAAGUGGAUUGGACCCUACACUGGCCUUCGAGUGAAUGGAGCCGUGCAAAUUCAGGGAGUCGCUCCUAAUUCUAUUCAUUUUCUUGUUAAUGGUCAUAGGGUCAUGGUAUUUAGGGAUAGUUCAGAGAUGUGCGUGGUGGAAGAAAAUUUCGCUACGUAUACUCUCUACUAUUGUCUAACUGGUCAGGCUGCUGGGUAA
Messenger RNA from Salvia splendens (bonfire salvia), 690 nucleotides. RefSeq lists its product as uncharacterized. Lineage: Eukaryota; Viridiplantae; Streptophyta; Magnoliopsida; Lamiales; Lamiaceae. The transcript has a single exon. The coding region runs from base 1 to 690 and encodes 229 amino acids. Gene Ontology annotation, molecular function: nucleic acid binding. The record is from RefSeq and is a predicted model, not a curated record. Gene Ontology annotation, biological process: DNA integration.